AUGCCGAAGAAAAUGCCGCCGAUGGACGAUCGGCUCAGCGACUUACCGGACGAAAUCCUCCUCAACAUCCUCUCAUUUCUGCCAACUGAGGUCGCAUUCACCACCACCGUCCUCUCCAAGAGGUGGACACCACUCUUCUACUCGCUUACCGCCCUCGACUUCGACGAUGAAGCCGAAGAAGACGAAGAGAACUACAUCCACUUCCGCCGCUUCGUCGACAAUGUUCUCCUCUCCCCGCGCGUCCAGCACCACCCAAUUGAGACGCUCUCCCUCGCCUCUCACUUCAAGCUCGGCAAUGACAGAAGCUGGUUCAAGACGGACGAGUGGAUCGAAGCCGCGAAACGGCGUCACGUCAAGAAUCUCCAGCUGUCUACAACAUAUUUUCUCUUGCACUUGCUGCCCGGAUCAGUUUUCACCUCCUCCAAAACCCUCGUAGUUUUGAAGCUGCGCAAUAUAAUCAUGGAUCAUUGUGUUGGUUCUGUUGAUCUUCCCUCACUCACAACCCUUCAUUUGAUUUACGUUAUUUUUCGUGGACAAAGGGAAGAUUUGAAGAAAAUUCUUAAUGGGAGUCCCAAUGUUGAGGAUUUGAUUGUAUUAGGUCCCUGUUUUGGGGAUCCCAUUCUUAUUGGAGGGUUUAAAACCUUGCCCAAGGUUGUGAAAGCACAUAUCAACGCAUUAAAUAUUCCUUUCAGUGCAAUUCCGAAUGUAGAGUUUCUACACAUUGAGGAUAUGGAGCGUAGGCACAAUGACAAAUACAUCAAUUCCUACUACAGAGAAAUGCCUGUGUUUCGUAACUUAAUGAGCCUUAAGCUAACCUUUCUUCACUUCCCUAGCUGGGUUCGUGUAAUGGAAGUGCUCCCUUAUUGUCCCAAGCUUCAAUCUCUUGCCAUUAAAAAGCUUCUGUACACACAGCAGAAUUACGAAGAGCAAUGGGCACAUACGACAGAACUUGUUCCAGAAUGUGUUUCAUUACAUCUAACAACAUGCUCUAUUGAAAGCUAUAAAAUUAAAGACAUGUAUGAUGAUUUUGAUUUUGCAGCAUAUAUCCUAAAAAAUGCAAGGGUUCUACAAGUGCUGACCCUUCACAUUAGCGACUCGAAGGAAUCUGAGAAGAUCGACCAACUUUUCAAACAUUUAUCUGGGUGCUCGAGGAUCUCUCCAGCAUGUAAAAUUGAAUGCGCAAUUAGUUCCUAA
Molecule: messenger RNA, 1194 nt
Organism: Lotus japonicus
Lineage: Eukaryota; Viridiplantae; Streptophyta; Magnoliopsida; Fabales; Fabaceae
Product: probable FBD-associated F-box protein At1g32375
Exons: 3
Coding region: 1-1194 (397 amino acids)
Molecular function (GO): protein binding
Source: RefSeq, a predicted model, not a curated record